Molecule: messenger RNA, 558 nt
Organism: Cryphonectria parasitica EP155
Lineage: Eukaryota; Fungi; Ascomycota; Sordariomycetes; Diaporthales; Cryphonectriaceae
Exons: 3
Coding region: 1-558 (185 amino acids)
Source: RefSeq, a predicted model, not a curated record
AUGUCUGGUGCUCUUUUCAACAAGACACCUCCACAGGCUCCUCGGGCCAUGCAAGAGAUGCCUGUGAGCAAUGACCAUCGGGCAUCUGCCAAUCUGAAUACUAAAUUCGCCAGCACACACCUUUAUACUAGCCACGCCCAGUACGCUGAGAGCCAAUAUCCGGCCUCCCUCUCCAAUGCUGCCUGGCCCUUUUACGACGAUGACGAGAAAGUACACUCCAAGUCCCGCGGCGGAAAUGGCUCCUGGACCAAUUCAACGACUUGGAUAAGCGAAGAGGAAAAGCUGCGCGUCGACUUCGCGCGUAUGAAAGAGGCUGCCGGCCACCUGGGGCUUAGAAAGUCUCCGUAUUUCCCGAGAAAUAUCUCCGAGUACGUCGAAGCCCGUAAUCACGCCAUCUUGCGAAAGGCGAGGCUGCUAAAAGAGAGUAUCCGAGGACGGGAGGCGGCGAUGCGCCCAGAAAAGAGAGACAAGAGGCCCAACUUCGUCUCCAUCGAGACUCCAGCGGAACAGGAGACGGAAGAGAUGGGGUAUGGUCUGAAAGAGACAGAACACUUCUGA